UAGAACAGAACUGAGUGAGAUCGGAAUCCCUAAAAAGAAGUGAAGAUCUUAAGAAAAUAACUAAACUUAUGAAGUUUGAUUGGAAGUUUGUUUAUUUUUAAUAUCCUCCUUUCUUUUAGCAUAUUAAAUUCAAUGCUUGCUAGAUUUGUAAACUCUUUGCCAUUCGGCCUAUCGCAACAAAUUACGAAGUUAUAUUUCCAAGCUUUGGUACGUAAUCAGCGGGAGGCACACAGUUUAAUAGAACAUCAUCAAUACAAAAAAAUGGAUGUGAAAAUAUUGCCGGCAUUGCAAGACAAUUAUAUGUACUUGAUUGUUGAUAAAACUACUAAAGAAGCGGCCAUAGUUGAUCCAGUAGAACCUAAAACUGUGCUAAAAGCUGUUCAAGAACAAGGCCUAAAACUUACCUCGGUAUUGACAACGCAUCAUCACUGGGAUCAUGCUGGAGGCAAUGAAGAAUUAGUAAAACUCCAUCCUGGAUUAGAAGUUUAUGGUGGAGAUGAUCGAAUCGGUGCUUUGACUAAUAAAGUAGAGCAUAAUACUCGAUUCAAUAUUGGCCAUCUAAACGUACAGUGUCUGUUCACUCCAUGCCAUACCUCUGGACAUAUCUGCUAUUUUGUUACAUCACCUGAAGAAGGAAACGAGUCUGUUGUAUUUACAGGAGACACCUUAUUCCUGGGAGGCUGUGGAAGAUUUUUUGAAGGCACAGCUGAUCAAAUGUAUAGGGCACUGAUCACUGUAUUGGGGACACUGCCCGAUCACACUAAAGUUUUCUGUGGCCAUGAAUACACAUUGCAAAAUUUGAAGUUUGCAUCACAUGUUGAACCUUCUAAUGAGGAGGUAAAAAAGAAAAUCGAAUGGUCUACAGAAAGGCGACAAGAAGGGUUACCAACCGUUCCUUCGACAAUAGCUGAAGAAAAGUUGUACAAUCCAUUUAUGAGAGUAACACAACCAACAGUAAUGAAAUUUGCUAAUUGUACAGAUGCAAUACAAACAAUGAAAACAAUACGAUCUUUUAAGGAUUCAUUCAAGGGAUAAUUGCAUUACAAAAGGGUAUUCACAUUUAAUACUGAAAAAGGCACAAACAAAACAAUAUUUUCUGUCAUAUUAAUUUUAUUUUUGUUAAUUAUAUUUAAAAUAUUUGUUGGCUAUAAAGGGUUUUAAAAAGUUUCCUAUCUCUUUUCAUUGCUUUACAAACAUAUAAAAUUAAGUUUACAAGACUGCAUGAUAAAACACAUA
Messenger RNA from Diatraea saccharalis (sugarcane borer), 1236 nucleotides. The record is from the annotation of a GenBank genome assembly. Lineage: Eukaryota; Metazoa; Arthropoda; Insecta; Lepidoptera; Crambidae.